AUGCAUAACGAUAACAUAAGAAAUUCAAAUAGUAUUGACAAUGAACAAAUACUUGAAGAGCAAAAUAGAAAGAUGAAAAAAUCUGAAAGCUAUGAUUCAGACAGUAAUAAAUCAAAAAAAAGUUCCUUAUCAGAAUCUUCAAGUGCAGGAGAAAUAAAAAAGAAUUUGAAAAAAAAAAAAGAAUCUUAUAAUAAUCGAAAUCGUUUAUACGAUAAAAGAAAAUUAUCUCGUGAGAGAACAAAUCAAAUUGAUACUAAAAAAAAAAGUCGUAAUGAUACUAGAAAAUCAAGUAUGAACAGAAAUUUAGAUUAUAGGGAAAAAAAAAGGGAUAUAAGUAUAGAAUAUGGUAAAAAAUAUACUAAUAGUAAAUUAAAGAAACAUAUUAAAGAUAGUUCAUAUAGUGAUGAAAAUUCCGACAGUCAAAGUAUAGAAAAGCGGUAUAGUAAUAACAGCAUCGAUAGUGAAUAUAAAAAACGUCAUGUUAAGCGUAAACACUCCCAUAUUGGCGAAAGAGAAAAAGAUAAUAAUUCGGAUUAUGAAUAUUGGAAUAAUAGGAGGUUUAAAAAUAAAAAAGAAAAACUUGAUGGGCAACAAAUAAACAUAAGAGAUAUACAUGAAAGGGAAAUAAAGGGAAAAUUUGAUUAUAAAUAUAAACGAUUUGAAAAAGAAAAUCGUAGUAAAAAUAAUUAUAAAGAUAGUUGUUCAAAAAAUAGAUAUAAUGAUUUUUAUGAUGGUAAUAAAAAGCAUGACAAAGACAAUAAAAAUAAAUAUAGGAAAUAUGAUGAUAAUGUAUCAGAGCAUGAUAAAAGAAAAACUAGCCGAUAUGAUAAUAGUAGCGAUGAAUAUUUUAGAAAAGAAAAAAAAAAAAGUUUCAAAGACAGCAAUGAAAGAAACGGGGAUAAGGAUGAUAAAUACCAAAACAAUUAUACCAAUGAUGAAUACAACAAAAUCGAAUAUUAUGAAAACAAUAAUAAUAAUUCAAAAAAUGAUAAAGAAAUGGAAAAACCAAAUGAAAAAAAAAAUAUAACUUCUGAUAAUAAUGUUCGAGAAGGGCAAAAUUUCAACCCAUCAGGUUUAUUAGCACAAAACAAGGAUUAUAAAAAUGGUGUGGAAUUGAAAUAUACAGAAAGCAUAGAUUCUGAAUUUCCAGACAAAAAAUGGAGAUUAUAUGUAUUUUUAAAUACCUCCACGGACGAGCCUCAUGAAAUAUUGCGUAUUCAUGAGAAGCCCUACUAUUUAAUUGGGAAAGACGAAUUAGUGGCAGAUAUAAUAUUAAGGAAUAUAAGUAUAUCAAAGCAGCAUGCUGUUAUUCAAUUUAAGAAACAUGAAAAUAAAAUUUUGCCUUUCCUUAUUGAUCUCAAUAGCACAAAUGGAUCAUAUUUGAAUAACGAGAAAAUUGAUCCAAAUAAAUUUUACGAAUUAAGAGAAACAGAUCUCUUGAGAUUUGGAAGUUCAGGAAGGGAAUAUGUUUUACUUUAUGAUUCGUAUGAAGCGCCUACAAAUGAAUAA
Molecule: messenger RNA, 1509 nt
Organism: Plasmodium berghei ANKA
Lineage: Eukaryota; Apicomplexa; Aconoidasida; Haemosporida; Plasmodiidae
Product: FHA domain-containing protein, putative
Exons: 3
Coding region: 1-1509 (502 amino acids)
Cellular component (GO): nucleus
Molecular function (GO): mRNA binding; protein binding
Source: RefSeq, a predicted model, not a curated record